UUUGCAACGGAAGAAAGAUAUAACGCACCAAUGAACAAACGUCAAAGAGAAAACGAUGGAAGUGUUGAGAGAAUGACUGAGACAGAAGCAACUAGGGAACCUUCAGGAAGGAACAGUGAAGGAUACAGUAGGAAACUCCCGAAAAGUGAGGUGCUGCUAGUCAAAUCGGAGAGACGUAGACCUUAUCUUACUCGGGACGUGUCGUGUUUCGAAAGAAUAGAACAAAUAGGGGAGGGAACAUAUGGACAAGUAUGGUCUGCUAAGGAAUUGUUGACGGGCGAAAUGGUUGCGUUGAAGAAGGUUCGUAUGGAUAACGAGAAGGAAGGCUUUCCUUUAACGGCAAUCCGAGAAAUUAAGCUUUUGAAAACUCUGCCUCACCAUAAGAAUAUCGUGAAUCUCAAAGAAAUAGUAACGGAGACAAACAAAGAUACGCAAAUCAGUGGCAAGCUGAAAAGAAAAUCAAGUAUUUAUCUUGUUUUUGAGUACUUGGAGCAUGACCUUGCUGGAUUGAUGGACACUCCAACUGUCCAUUUCACUGAAGCUCAAGUAAAAUGCCUACUGUUUCAGUUGAUCGAGGGUCUCAAACACUGUCAUGAAAACAGAGUUAUUCAUCGAGACAUCAAAGGUUUGUCAUAUUCCUUGAAACUUGUUUUUUAUUUCACUUUGACAAAUAUUUCAGCUUCAAAUCUCCUGAUAAACAAUAAGGGACUAUUGAAGUUGGGAGACUUUGGACUAGCAAGACAUUUAGGAGAUGAAGGUCGAAAAUAUACAAACAGAGUAGUUACUUUGUGGUAUCGUGCUCCAGAGCUUUUAUUAGGUACAACGGACUAUUCGUGGCCAAUCGAUAUGUGGUCGGUCGGUUGCCUUAUGGCAGAAAUGUUAAUGAGGAAACCACCUUUCGCUGGGAGAGAUGAAAUUGAGCAGCUUGAUAUGAUUUUUCGAGUUCUUGGAACUCCAACAGAAGAUAUUUGGCCAGAGUGGACUUCGCUUCCAAAAGCGGAAAUGUUUAGCGCAAAGAAAUAUCCUGCAAGAUUUCAACUGUUUUUUGGUCAUCUUUCAAGUAUUUGCAGAGACUUAUUGCAGAAGCUGUUGCACCUGAACCCAAAAUGUCGCAUAUCUGCUGCAGAAGCACUGAAACAUCCUUGGUUCACUGUAGAGCCAAAGUUGAUAGAGCCACACCAAAUGCCAUAUUUCGAGUCCACGCACGAAUUUCAAGCCAAGAAAAGACGUGCUAAAGGCAUACAGCAGUCUAAGAAUUCAAUGAGCACAGUCGGUAUCAAAGGCCCAAUAGUUGAUAGUCAGCAGUAUUCUGGUUCUAAUAUGAGGAACCAUUCUUCAAAGGAAUAUGAUUCACGAAGAAUAUCACCUCGUGGAAGUAGUACGGACUCACAGGUAGGAGAUAUUUCAAGGGCCAAAACAUCUAAUGGUGAUCUUCGAUCGCACGAUAUCUUAAGAGAGUAGUCCAAAUUUCAUAGAAUGGGGUUCCUUGAGGCAAAUUAAGACGGAACACUGCUAUAGUCCAGGAAUAGUUUUGCUUUAUACAAGUAUUUAGGAUAUUCUGGGAUAUUAAUUAUCUACGUUUGUACUCCGUCGUUUUGUCAUGGUUUUGCUUGCCAAAGAUUGAAAGGAACAUCAUUAAUUGACAAUUAUGGGCUGAAAUGAUUCGAUUACUUUCUACUGGUGACUCUAGCAAGGAAAGUUUUGGCAUAUUUUGGAAGAUAUUGCUCCAGUUGCAUUAGUAAUACAUGUUUUUUGAUAUUUUGUCCAUAAUUGCUUUAUGAAUUCAGUUGUUGCAUUUUUUUUGAAUGCUUUCUUAUAAGAGAGAGCUUAUAUGGUAGGAAACUCGCUUUUUUUUGAAAUUUGCAACUAUCCAUCUGCUGAAUGAUGGCAUUGGAAUAGCCUUGUUGAGAGAAAAUACCUAGAGUUAUAAUAUAUGUAUCUGGUGUUGAACAAGAAGAAAGAGAAAAGAAUAGCAUCAUCCUAUUUUAUUGUUCUAUAGUUCCUUGGAAUAAAACGUAAUUAUCAACA
Molecule: messenger RNA, 2028 nt
Organism: Galdieria sulphuraria
Lineage: Eukaryota; Rhodophyta; Bangiophyceae; Galdieriales; Galdieriaceae
Product: cyclin-dependent serine/threonine protein kinase isoform 2
Exons: 4
Coding region: 31-1461 (476 amino acids)
Biological process (GO): protein phosphorylation; positive regulation of transcription elongation by RNA polymerase II
Cellular component (GO): nucleus; cyclin-dependent protein kinase holoenzyme complex
Molecular function (GO): RNA polymerase II CTD heptapeptide repeat kinase activity; cyclin-dependent protein serine/threonine kinase activity; ATP binding
Source: RefSeq, a predicted model, not a curated record